This is a messenger RNA of Ziziphus jujuba (common jujube), 555 nucleotides long. RefSeq names its product 23 kDa jasmonate-induced protein. The transcript is spliced from 3 exons. Lineage: Eukaryota; Viridiplantae; Streptophyta; Magnoliopsida; Rosales; Rhamnaceae. Bases 1 to 555 code for a protein of 184 amino acids. The record is from RefSeq and is a predicted model, not a curated record.
AUGGCUUCCAACGUGUUUGGCAUCCCCAUUACGAACCAAACAUUAGAGGCGAUGCCGAAACAUCAAGGGAAGGAGAUAACGGCAACAGACAGAGCUUAUGAAGCUCUGAUAAUGAAAAAUGCAGACAACAAAGAUGUGAACGCCCGGAAAUUCGUUGAGAGCUUGAAGCCAAAAUAUAGUGCUGGUGCAUUUCUUCACGUCCACAAUAUUCCAUCGUUUGCUGGAUCCAUCGGAGCCACCAUAUAUCGUGGCCAGGAUGAGAAUGGGGAUGCUUCUGACUGGAUGCUGGCUUGGUACAAUCCAUGGGAUAGAGUGCUCGACCACAACCGCGUAUGUACUGAGAUUCGUGUAGCUGAUCACUACAAGGGAAUUGAAUGGAGCAGUAUUUAUGAUUACAAGUUGAGCAAGUUUGACCAAUAUAGCAAUGACACGUGGAAUGGAUGCUGUUCAAGUGUGAUUAUCGGCUAUUCUGAUGUUAUAGAUGUGAACACGUCCAAUAGGAAUUGUCCCAUAUUUGAGGGAAUAAUGACUCUUAAAAAUGCUUGGAUACAGUGA